UUUUUUAAAUUUUACUAUCUCUAUUCGAUAAUGUUAAUACAGUAAAGAAAAUAAAAAAUUAUACUAAUAGAAAAUGUUACAAGAAAGUAAUUCAGCAGCCACCACAGGUGCGAAAAACGUUUUCAUUACUUCGUUAAUCUCAGGUGCUCUCGCAGGAACCAUGUGCGAUUUUAUAUCAUUUCCUUUGGAUACGCUUAAAACGCGAUUACAAAGUCAACAUGGUUUCUUAAAAUCUGGUGGUUUUAGACAAUUGUAUAAGGGUUUAGGCCCCGUAAUGAUAGGAUCCGCACCAUCAGCUUCGUUAUUUUUUAUAACUUAUGAAACUUUAAAAAUAAUGUUUCAACCUCAAAUACCUGAACAAUAUCACGUGUUUAUACAUAUGACUGCCGCGUCAGUCGGAGAAAUGGUUGCAUGUCUUAUUCGAGUCCCAGUAGAAGUAGUGAAACAAAGGAGACAAGCAUUUUUAAGCGAUGCCCACAAAUUACCUUUGAGAGCUUUAUAUCGUGGUUACGGAAGUACUGUAAUUAGAGAUUUACCAUUCGGUUUAAUUCAGAUGCCACUCUGGGAAUAUUUUAAACUUUAUUGGAAAAAACACGUGAAACGUGAGUGCACGCCUAUGGAGGGUGCUAUCUGCGGAUCGGCGUCAGUUGCUAUAUCUGCGGCCCUAACGACACCUUUAGACGUUGCAAAAACUAGAAUAAUGUUGUCGAAUGUGACGGUAGGGAAAGAUGAAAUAAAAAUAUCCGCGAUGUUAAGCAAGGUUUACCACGAUCAUGGUUUUAAAGGACUUUUUGCAGGCUUUGUACCAAGAGUGUGUGGUUUUACUAUUAGCGGAUUCGUAUUUUUUGGUGUUUACGAAAAAGUUAAAGAAAUUUGUAUUGCGGUUUUGCCACCAUAAUGUUGUGAAAGAUACAUUUAUAAAUAUAAAUCAUGGUUAAUAUUUUGUCAAAUGAUACUAUCAUAGAGUCAAAAUAGAAAAGGAAUUGAGAUAGAAUUCGUUAAUUUCAUUUCAAAGAGAGUGAGUAUUUAUGUUACAUUGAAUUUUACUCAUGACAUAGAAAAGUACAAAAUGAAAAUAUAAUUGCAUUUAUAUUUUAAUUAUUAAUAGGAAGAUAUACUGUAGUCUUUUAUCACAAAUUUUGCAUUUAAAUUGUAAUAAUUGAAAAUGAGAAAGCACAUUUUUAUUCCACAAUAUAUCUAAAUGAAUGUGAGCAUGCACGUAUCAGGAAAGAAAUAAAGAACACAAAGAAAUGUAAAAUAUAAAGUAUAUUUAAAAAUAAUCAACAAACAUGAAAAUUUUCCUUACAUUUACAUAUAAUAAUGUGUUGAGUUAUGACAUACUGCACAUUAAUUUAUAUUCGUGAUAUUCACUUGUACAAAAUAAUAUAAAAUAUGAUAAAUAAGGAAAUUAUGGUAAUUUUUAAUACUGACUUUGUUAUAUUCAUUAACAACAAUAUGUUACUUUGGGUUCGUUACUUAUAUCAAUUACCUCUUCAAUUUUUUGUACAUUAUUGGGAUCAGACAUAAAAUCUUGUGCAAUUUCAUUAAACAAUUCAGCUACAAAAUUAACUUAAUAAAUAUCACACAUUAUAACAAUAA
This is a messenger RNA of Bombus terrestris (buff-tailed bumblebee), 1599 nucleotides long. Its product is annotated as S-adenosylmethionine mitochondrial carrier protein. Gene Ontology annotation, molecular function: S-adenosyl-L-methionine transmembrane transporter activity. Gene Ontology annotation, cellular component: mitochondrial inner membrane. NCBI's taxonomy places the organism in Eukaryota, Metazoa, Arthropoda, Insecta, Hymenoptera, Apidae. The transcript is spliced from 7 exons. The record is from RefSeq and is a predicted model, not a curated record. The coding region runs from base 74 to 898 and encodes 274 amino acids.